Arabidopsis lyrata subsp. lyrata is the source of this 3255-nucleotide messenger RNA. Its product is annotated as oligopeptide transporter 2. Bases 339 to 2543 code for a protein of 734 amino acids. The record is from RefSeq and is a predicted model, not a curated record. Lineage: Eukaryota; Viridiplantae; Streptophyta; Magnoliopsida; Brassicales; Brassicaceae. The transcript has 5 exons. Gene Ontology annotation, biological process: transmembrane transport. Gene Ontology annotation, molecular function: oligopeptide transmembrane transporter activity.
AUUGUUAAAAAAAAAAAAAAACAUCGAAGUACCAAUUAGAAUAUUUCCCGCUUAAAGAGGCGGGGAAUAAAUAACGUGUUGCUUUGCAACAAAUUUCGAUAUCUCCGGGGACACUCUUCUGUUACAUAUUAUCUCAUUUUAGAUACUCUUCCUUUUUUUACUUUUAUUUCUAUCUAUCUAAUAAAUCAUAAUCUCAAAUCUCAAAUAUAUAUAUAAUUACUAAAGAUUCUCAUUUUAAAGAUUCAUGAAUCUCUUAUAUAUAAAAGAUUCCUCCAAUAUUCUCUGACGUCUCUUUCACCAAUUCCAUAACCCUAGAUUUGACCACACACGCCGCAACAAUGGCUGCGAUUGAAUUACACAAGCCGGAGAUCAACGCCGAUGACGACGAAGACGAAUCACCGGUGGAGGAGGUUCGUCUCACUGUAUCGAACCACGACGAUCCUUCUUUACCCGUGUGGACAUUUCGGAUGUGGUUUUUAGGGCUUCUCUCUUGUAUUCUCCUCUCGUUUCUCAACACUUUCUUCGGAUACAGAACUCAGCCACUGAUGAUCACUAUGAUCUCUGUUCAAGUGGUUACGUUGCCUUUAGGGAAGCUUAUGGCUCGUGUUUUGCCUGAGACUAAGUAUAAGAUUGGUUCGUGGGAGUUUUCGUUUAAUCCUGGUCCCUUCAACGUCAAGGAACAUGUGUUGAUCUCUAUGUUUGCUAAUGCUGGUGCUGGAUUUGGAUCUGGUACUGCUUAUGCUGUUGGGAUUGUUGAUAUCAUCAUGGCUUUUUAUAAGAGGAAGAUUAGUUUCUUGGCUAGUUGGAUUCUUGUCAUCACUACUCAGAUUCUUGGGUAUGGUUGGGCUGGUAUCAUGAGAAAGUUAGUGGUUGAUCCUGCACAGAUGUGGUGGCCAACGAGUGUUCUUCAAGUCUCUCUGUUUCGUGCUCUUCAUGAGAAGGACCAUGCGAGAAUGUCGAGAGGGAAGUUCUUUGUGAUUGCGUUUGUUUGUAGCUUCGCGUGGUACAUAUUCCCGGCUUACUUGUUCUUGACCUUGUCAUCAAUAUCUUGGGUUUGUUGGGCAUUCCCUAAGUCUAUCACAGCUCAGCAGUUAGGCUCUGGAAUGUCAGGACUUGGGAUUGGUGCAUUUGCUCUUGAUUGGUCUGUUAUAGCUUCAUACCUUGGAAGCCCUCUUGUGACUCCUUUCUUUGCAAUUGUCAAUGUCCUUGUUGGUUACGUUUUAGUCAUGUAUAUGGUUAUACCAAUAUCAUAUUGGGGCAUGAAUGUGUAUGAAGCACACAAGUUUCCAAUUUUCUCGUCUGAUCUGUUUGAUAAGCAAGGGCAGCUUUACAAUAUAUCCACCAUUGUCAACAAUAAGUUCGAAUUGGACAUGGAGAGUUAUCAACAAGAAGGUCGGGUUUAUCUCAGCACGUUCUUCGCUAUCAGUUACGGGAUUGGUUUCGCAGCAAUAGUUUCCACACUGACUCAUGUUGCUCUCUUCAAUGGAAAGGGAAUAUGGCAACAAGUACGAGCUUCAACCAAAGCUAAAGUGGACAUACACACAAGGUUGAUGAAGAAGUACAAAGACAUACCAAGCUGGUGGUUUUACGGUCUGCUUGCGAUCUCAUUGGUACUAUCUCUUGUUCUCUGCAUUUUCAUGAAAGACGAGAUCCAAAUGCCUUGGUGGGGACUCCUUCUAGCAUCAUUCAUGGCCGUUACCUUCACUGUACCAGUCAGCAUUAUCACAGCUACUACUAAUCAGACCCCAGGUCUUAACAUUAUCACAGAAUAUCUCAUGGGUGUGUUGUUACCGGGGAGACCAAUAGCUAACGUCUGUUUUAAAACUUAUGGGUACAUAAGUAUGUCACAAGCUAUAUCAUUCCUUAACGACUUCAAGCUAGGCCAUUACAUGAAGAUACCACCAAGAUCGAUGUUCUUAGUCCAGUUCAUAGGAACGGUGAUAGCAGGAACAGUGAAUAUAUCAGUGGCAUGGUACUUGCUGACAUCAGUAGAAAACAUCUGCCAGAAAGAGUUGCUUCCUCCAAACAGUCCAUGGACAUGUCCAAGUGACAGAGUCUUCUUCGACGCAUCAGUGAUUUGGGGAUUAGUAGGACCCAAGAGAAUCUUUGGUCGGCUAGGAAACUACCCUGCAUUAAACUGGUUCUUCUUAGGUGGACUAAUAGGACCUCUCUUAGUGUGGCUUCUCCAAAAAGCCUUCCCAACGAAAACAUGGAUCUCGCAGAUCAAUCUGCCAGUUCUUUUAGGAGCAACAGCUGCAAUGCCGCCAGCGACAAGCGUGAACUUCAACUGCUGGAUCAUAGUUGGAGUGAUAUUCAAUUACUUUGUGUUCAAGCACUGCAAAAAGUGGUGGCAGAGGUAUAACUACGUGCUAUCGGCAGCAUUGGACGCGGGAUUGGCGUUCAUGGGAGUGCUGUUAUACUUUAGUUUGACGAUGAAUGGAAAAUCGAUAGAGCAUUGGUGGGGUGCUAAGGGUGAGAAUUGUCCUCUUGCUUCUUGUCCUACUGCUCCUGGCAUUCAUGUUGAAGGUUGUCCUGUUUUUUAAUGUCUUUAAGAUUUUUUUCCUUUUUGGUUCUUUUUUUUUUUUUUUCCAUUUGUUUUUAGACUUCAAUCAGAUUAUUUUUCUUUUGGAUUUUAAGAGAUCGUACAGAUUAACAAAUACAGACUCAAAUGAUUUUUUAGCGUUGUUGAUCCAUUUAUGUGUUAUACUAAAAUUUGGUAGAGUAUCUAGGAUUUUUAAAAUCUCAUAAUGACAAUCCCAAAAUUUAUACAGUAUUAAAGAAAAAAAUAAAUAAGACUGUCAAACCUUCAAUAAUUUGAGAUUAAAUUUAGAAUCAACCAUAUAAUUAUUUUGUUUGCCUAAAAAAGUUUAUAUACCUAAUUUGUGGAAACUAUAAGAUUAUAUAAUUAAGGAUGCAAAUACUCUAAAAAAACUGUAAUAUGACGCGUGGACUACAAGGAGAGUAGAGGAGCGUGGGUAUAGUGUGUCUGUGGUUAUCAAUUUGGAUUGACGCCAAAAAGUCAUUCAUUAGUUUGGUUCAACCAUAUUCAUCUAUAUUUUCCUUUUAUUUUAUUCAUUAUUAAUAAUUUGAGUCUCUCUCUCUCUCUCUCUCUCAAAAUCCGAGAAAACGAGGUUAAGAGAUCCGUGAUUGAAUUCUGAAAUUUGGUUUCUUCAGGUCUCUGAUCGUCCUGCUUCUUAUCUGAUCUGUUAUUUGCUUACAUCUCUCAACUAUAUAAGUUGUUUGUUAUUUUGACGA